Oppia nitens is the source of this 1429-nucleotide messenger RNA. RefSeq names its product zinc finger protein 91-like. The coding region runs from base 1 to 1269 and encodes 422 amino acids. NCBI's taxonomy places the organism in Eukaryota, Metazoa, Arthropoda, Arachnida, Sarcoptiformes, Oppiidae. The record is from RefSeq and is a predicted model, not a curated record. Gene Ontology annotation, cellular component: nucleus. Gene Ontology annotation, biological process: regulation of transcription by RNA polymerase II. The transcript has a single exon.
AUGACAUCAAUGGUUGUGACAAUUGAUGACAUUUUGGAUCAAUUGUGGAGUGAAAACAAACGACUUCUCAAAGAGUUAUUGUUUGCCAACAAAUUUAAGACAAUUUUGUUGAAAUUGUUUGACAAAUAUGAAGAACAUAUCGAUAGAGAAGACAAACAUGAGUUCAAACAAUUGCAAGAAGUUAUGAAAAAUGAGAUUCAAUUGAAGGAUAAGGAGAUUGAAGAGAACAGUCAUAUCGUGGAUCAGAAAGCCUGUGAUAAUGAUUGUCAAUUUUAUAGAUCAAAGACCAGAUCAGGUCUUAAUUUAUGUAAAAUUGGAUCAGCUCGAGAUGAUAGUGGGUUUGAAACUGAAGAGCUGAAUACAAAUAAUGAAUGUUAUGACUCAACAACUGAUUCAUAUAUUUGUCCACAAAAUAAUUGUCACAAAUCUUUUAACAAUUCAAAAAAGUUUUUAACGCAUUGCAACUCUUGUAAACCGUCGAAGAAUAUCAAUAAGAAAUAUAUUUAUGAUAAGAUUACAAGAAAAUUAAACUGUCGUUACGAGAACUGCGACAAAAUGUUUGCUGUUAUAAGUGCUCUUUGGAAACACGAGAAACUGUACCACGAAAUGGACAAAACAAAGAAAUUGAAAUGUCAUUACACGGACUGUCAGUUUAAAUGUUUAUUCAAUAGCCAACUGAAACAACACGUGAAUAAUAAACAUUUAAAUAUUAUCAGUAAUUCAUUUAUUUGUCCGAUAAGUGGAUGUAAUAAAUCAUUAAAAACAAAGAAUAAUCUCAACCAACACCUACUGAUCCAUACAAAUACAUUAGUUAGAUGUGAUUUUGAUGGAUGUCACCGACAAUUCAGAAAUAGGACUCAAUUGACUGUACAUAUGGCGCAACAUAAAAGUGAACCGACACUUAAGUGUUCAGUAAAGGGAUGUUUGGAAAAGUUUUUUAAUGAAAGAGAAAGGUAUAGACACCGAAAGUUAGUACAUAAAUAUAAACGGGUAAUCGUUUUGUAUAAGAAACGGUGCGUUUGGCCCGGAUGUGACUAUUUCGGUAAUAGACUGACCACUCAUAUGGAAGUACAUACCGGAUUGAGACGUCAUGAAUGUCUUUGGCCACAAUGUGGUAAACGGUUUAGGAGUUCGACUGCUCUACAAAAUCAUAUGAAUAUUCACAAUAAUGUUAAGCCAUAUCAGUGUCGUUGGCCAGGAUGUGACUACAGAAGCGCAAAUAAUCCAAAUAUACUUAAACAUAUGAAACAAGUGCACCAAAAACAAUGAUUAUCACAUUUGUUUUGAAAUAAAUUAUUUUUUAAUUACCGUAAACUAAUUAUAGACUAUAUAUUUCGUGGUGUGAAUGUUUCGGUAGACAAACCAAUACAUGGAAGUUCAUACGGGAGUCAAACGGUUUCCAUGUCUUUAGCCGAGUGUGACAAACAAU